Messenger RNA from Larimichthys crocea (large yellow croaker), 2600 nucleotides. RefSeq names its product zinc finger and BTB domain-containing protein 12. Lineage: Eukaryota; Metazoa; Chordata; Actinopteri; Sciaenidae. Bases 284 to 2008 code for a protein of 574 amino acids. Gene Ontology annotation, molecular function: protein binding; RNA polymerase II cis-regulatory region sequence-specific DNA binding; DNA-binding transcription factor activity, RNA polymerase II-specific. The transcript is spliced from 5 exons. Gene Ontology annotation, biological process: regulation of transcription by RNA polymerase II. The record is from RefSeq and is a predicted model, not a curated record.
AUUUCACGGCUAACAGCGAGGAGAAGCCUCCUCCGAAAACCGACUCACAGUCAGUUUGGUGAGAGGGGGGUGGGAAAAGGCCAGCGGAUUGUAUUUGUUGUCACGAGAUGCACUUCCUCCUCCAAAAAAAAAGCUAAAAAGUAAAUAGAAACCGAGGUGGCGGUUAGGGAUGAGGAAACACUGCCGGCUAACGAACGACGCUCGUCCAGUCGAAACAAACCGAGGUUUGUCGUUGUUUUAGAAAACCGAGAGGGGCGUCCAGCAAAGAGAAGGAGGAGACAAGAUGGAGAUGCUGUGUUUCCAGUUACCGGGUCACGGGGACACGACCCUGAAGCACAUGAAUUCACUGAGGUCCCGCCAGCACUUCUGUGACAUCACCAUUAUCGCAAGCAACAACCAGAUAUUCAGGGGACAUAAAGUGGUGCUCGCCGCCUGCUCGCCGUUCUUACGGGAUCAGUUCCUACUCAAUUCGUCCCCAAAGCUUCAGGUGUCAAUGCUGUACAGCUCCACAGUGGUGUGUGACCUGCUGCAGUCUUGUUACACUGGCAUCCUGCAGUUUAACCCAGAGGAGAUUGUCAACUACCUGACCGCUGCCAGCUACCUACAGAUGGAGCACAUUGUGGAGCGCUGCCGAGGAGCACUGAAGAAGUAUGUGCAGCUAAAGAACCCCAGUCCACCAAAGAUGACUUCAGACGAGAGCCUGUCUCAACCGCUGAUCGUCAGUGGAAGCAUUCAUUCUGUUCCGCCUGCUUCUCCGCCCACGGGCAGACACUCCCCUGUGCACACACACAGUCCUGUACUACGCUCGGUGGAGGAGAACAACAGUGAUAAGCCCGCUCAGGGCAGCAGUCAACACCACAACAGUCCCAUGCUGGACGAGCCAUGUAUCAAGGUAAACGCAUCAGACGAGGAGGAAGAGGCCAGACAGGAAGACUUUGAUGUGUUUCGAGUGUACAUCUCUGAAGAAGAGCAGAUGAACAGGGACAGGGCGGCGGAGAGAGGAGCCCCCUCUGAUGGACCUCAAGAUGCAUGUUACCCAGAGACAGAAGGUGUUGUGAUUGGAGAAGUCAGUGAAUAUGACUUGAAUCACACAGAAGAAGACCUCGCUACUGGGGGGCUUUCAGUGGACGGACUCCGCGCUUUCAGGCGCAGGCUGUCUGAUCCUAAAAUCGGCCGGGGCAGAGGGAGAGGCAAGGGGCGUGGUUUUAAGAGGAGAAGGUGGGUGUCAUCACAGGAGAAAAUACCUCCAGGUUUGGAGCACCACCCGGAUUUGUGGUAUCUGGCAACUGCGGGGUUGGGAGGAAGUUUCGGCCUGGACUACAACCAAGAUGGGGUAAAGGCAGGAGGUUAUGUCUCAGUUGAACUCCCACACUUGGAAUUCAGCAUGGGCGAUGCUCAGGGAGAAAAGACCUCACCAAUCGCUGCCAACAGUUUGACCCAGUACGCCCUGAAGGAGUCCAGCUGUGAUGCCGGUGAGGGCAGUUCAGGGUUGAAUAGUGUUGGAACAAAUGAAGGAGGGGACGAGUCUGUCGCAGUAGUGGGAUCCACUUCAAGCGUAGCUGGGCCUGUAAUCUGCGAGCACUGCGGCAUGACGUUCCCCUCAGCCCACUCCCUAGCCAUCCACUCCCGCUCCACUCACCUGCUGUAUGCCUGCCCCUGCUGCGGCAAACACUUCCAUCACUCCGCCAACCUCACCCGACACAUGGCCGUGCACCGGGGCGCCGGCAAAACCCACCAGUGCCCCCUGUGCUAUAAGACUUUCACCCAAAAAUCCACACUGAUAGACCACAUGAACCUCCACAGUGGCGAGCGGCCACACCGAUGUGCGUACUGCCACGCUCGCUUCGCCCACAAGCCCGCCUUACGACGCCACCUGAAAGAGCAGCACGGGAAAACCACGGGACAGAACUCCCUGCACGAGCAGGAGGAGAUGGAGAGGGCGAGGGGAGCUGCCGGAGGAAUACGAGAGGAAGAACAAGAGUGUCUGGUUACUGAACAAGUGUCUUAGGCCAAAGCAUUAAAGAAAAACCUAAAGCUCCUGAGCUCUCUGCUGUCCGGAGCAUAAGCACUAUUAAACAAGUUAUGGAAACUAUGAGGCCCUUUUUAAAAUCUGUGAAAGUAAAAGUUUACUUUUAAAAUAUGUGUCAGAUGUGCAUAAAAACAUGCAGACUAAGUGCUGAAUGUGGGUAAGAGGCUGCACAGUCUCUUAAACCAUGAAGAGACAUUUUAACUUGUCAUAGUAGGAAGAGCACAGUUAAACUGAGAGCUAAAUGGAAUCCAGCCAUCUUGCAUUUUAUCAAUUCCACCUGUGCUUUUCCUCUUGCGUGACACAUCAAAGUGACAAAGGCCUGUUGAUUCUCACGCUCUUAGAAUAGUUUUAGUUUGAGCUUAAUCAUGAAUAUUGUACAUGUUCAGUACGAUGACUGGUCACUGUUCAAAAAAUAAGUUGUGUAAAUACAAUAAUUGGAAAGUCUGUUAUCUGUAAACAGUUGUCUUAUAUCAGUCCAGCACACAGGUGUUUUUACAUUAUUAUUAUUACUACAUAACUGUUUAAUAGAUCACAAAGCAACUUUUGAUUAAAAGCGUGUCAAACAUUUUAA